Molecule: messenger RNA, 6031 nt
Organism: Gastrolobium bilobum
Lineage: Eukaryota; Viridiplantae; Streptophyta; Magnoliopsida; Fabales; Fabaceae
Exons: 19
Coding region: 18-5765 (1915 amino acids)
Biological process (GO): protein targeting to vacuole; endosomal vesicle fusion
Cellular component (GO): HOPS complex; late endosome
Molecular function (GO): protein binding
Source: RefSeq, a predicted model, not a curated record
CCGGUGAAUCAACUUCAAUGGAGCUCGACCUCCACCCCUUCAUCGAUUCAUCCACCUCCACCGACGACGACGGUGGUCAUCACCGGACCAUCGACGAGAUUCUCAAUGACUGUGACACAUCGUCAUCAUCACCCUCUCCUCCUUCUUCACCCCAACCCUCUCAUUCCCUUUUUACUCACUACAAUUCCAAUCCCCAUAAACCCACGCUCUUAGAAGAAAAGUUAGUUCCACCCAGACCCGGUUCGUUUUCUCGGGUCAAACCGGCUGAUUCACCCGAUGACCCGUUUCGCAGCAGGGUUUCGCGCCCUUUCUCGUCUCUGUUGAGUGGUGUGAGGUCGAAUGCGAAGCCCGGUGCGGCGCUUGCCGCCGCCGUCGCCGCUUCUAGGUCUGUCCCGACGCCGCAUGCGGCGGCGAUUAAGUCCAGGAGGAAGGUUGCAGUUGCGGGAAGUUCUGAAUCGAGUUCGGUCACUGGUGGCGGCGGCGAUGAUUCUGAUGUUUCUUCAAAAGGUGAAUUGGGUGGUGAGUUUGGUGAGAAAUUUGAUAAUGGUUCUCAAUCUUCCAUUGUUGAUAACUUCGAUCAAGUGCAGAGAAAAGUUGAGACUAUUGAGAGUGUUGUUUCUGUUCCUGAGAGUGAUGUAGAAAUUGCAACUAAUCAAAUGGAUGAUUCAAAGGCUGGUGGUGCUGACAUUCAGGUGCAUAAUGAUUCUUCUCUAGUGAGUGAGGAGAAGAGAGAUUUGGAUGAAUGUUCUGCUACUCCUUCCUUGGAUGAGGUUGAAAAUGGAGAGGAAGGAGAUGAUCAUGAUCAUGAUAAUGAUCCUGAGAAGAAUGUGAAUUUUGCAACUUUUGAUGAUAAUGAAGAAACUAGUAUUGCUUAUGUUGAUGUUGGUGAUAAGAGAAUCACUGCUGAGGAUGUUUUGACAGAUAUGGAAACGGAAGAACUAGUGAAUGGUGGUAGUUGUAUGGAUGAUAUUAAGAAUGAGGCCAAUGUCAGUGGCUGCCGCGGCAGCGAUGAUAGUAGUUCAAUAGGUGAUGUUUAUGUUAGCGAGCUAGUGGAAGAGAGACUUGGGAAGUUGGAAAGCAGAAGGGCUGCUAGGAGAGCAGAGAAAAAGUUAGAGGCUUCAAGGAAGCCUCUUGAAUUGGCUGAAGAACUGGAGAAGAAGCACGCUUCAACUGGUUUGCAUUUGGAAGAGGGUGCUGCUGCCCAGCCAAUGAGGCUCGAGGGCGUUCGUAGAGGGUCCACAACAUUGGGAUAUUUUGAUGUUGAUGCUGAUAAUGCUGUCACGAGGGCCAUUUCAUCCCAAACAUUCAGGCGCGAAUAUGGUUCAGCUCAAGUCUUGGCAGUUCAUGCUAAUUACAUUGCAGUAGGAAUGGCGAAAGGACUCAUUGUUGUAGUUCCCAGUAAAUAUUCUAUUUAUCAUGCAGACAACACUGAUGGAAAGAUGUCGAUGCUUGCUGGUGAUCGGUUACAUGCUCCAGUGACAUCCAUGUCCUUCAAUCAGCAAGGAGACUUUCUUUUAGCUGGUUAUGGUGAUGGUCAUGUUACUCUUUGGGAUGUACAGAAAGGUGCAGUGGCUAAAGUUAUUAGUGGAGAGCAUACAGCACCAGUUGUACAUACAUUGUUUCUAGGUCAGGAUCCUCAGAAUACUCGUCAAUUUAAAGCAGUCACUGGUGAUAGUAAGGGUCUGGUUCUCUUACACAGUAUCUCAGUGGUCCCUGUGAUUAAUAUAAAUAUAUUCUCCAUCAAAACUCAGUGUCUUCUUGAUGGGCAAAGAACGGGCUUGGUGCUAUCAGCUUCACCACUCCUUUUGGAUGAAUCUUCGCCUGGGGGAGAUGCAGGUUGGAAACUCUUCAAUGAAGGCUCUUCUUCGGCUGAAGAAGGUGUGGUUGUAUUUGUCACCCAUCAAAUUGCUUCUGUGGUGCGGCUGAGUUCUAAACCGGAAGGCUAUCCUAAACUCUCUAGGCCAGAUGGAAUUCGGGAGGGUUCCAUGCCAUAUACUGCAUGGAAAUACAUGGCACCAACAUGUAGUUCUACUGAAAAUAUGUCUGCAGAAGCUGUUGAAAGAGUUUCAUUGCUUGCAAUUGCUUGGGAACGGAAAGUUCAGGUUGCAAAGUUGGUCAAGUCAGAAUUAAAAGUAUAUGGAAAAUGGUCUCUUGACACUGCGGCUAUAGGUCUGGCAUGGUUGGAUGAUCAGAUGCUGGUAGUUCUCACUUCAACUGGACAACUGUGUUUAUUUGCCAAGGAUGGAACUGUGAUUCACCAAACUAGUUUUGCUGUAGAUGGUAUUGGAGGAGAUGAUCUAGUUUCUUAUCAUACUCACUUCAUCAAUAUAUUUGGAAACCCUGAGAAAGCUUAUCAUAACUCUGUCGCCGUAAGAGGAGCUUCUAUUUAUAUACUUGGUCCAACUCAUCUUAUUGUUUCUCGUCUUCUCCCUUGGAAAGAGCGUAUUUUGGUUUUGCGGAAAGCAGGUGACUGGAUGGGUGCCUUGAACAUGGCAAUGACUCUCUAUGAUGGCCAUGCUCAUGGGGUUGUUGACCUUCCUAGAACCUUGGAUGCCGUACAUGAGGCCAUAAUGCCCUUCUUGGUGGAGUUGCUUAUAUCGUAUGUUGAUGAAGUGUUCUCCUAUAUUUCAGUGGCAUUCUGCAACCAAAUUGGAAAACUGGAUCAAUCCAAUGGUUCAAAUAGUAGAAGCAAUUCAGUGCAUUCUGACAUAAAGGAGCAAUACUCUCGUGUUGGUGGUGUUGCUGUUGAAUUUUGUUGUCAUAUCAAACAGACAGACAUCCUUUUUGACAAAAUUUUCUCCAAGUUCAUCGAUGUUCAUGUUCAACAGAGAGAAACAUUUUUGGAGCUUUUGGAGCCAUAUAUUUUGAAGGACAUGCUUGGAUCUCUACCUCCCGAGAUUAUGCAAGAACUGGUAGAGUAUUAUAGCAGCAAAGGGUGGUUACAGCGGGUUGAGCAAUGUGUACUUCACAUGGAUAUUUCAUCCUUGGAUUUUAAUCAGGUUGUCAGAUUAUGCCGGGAGCAUGGACUAUAUAGUGCCCUGGUGUAUCUCUUUAAUAAAGGAUUAGAUGAUUUUAGGACACCUCUGGAGGAGCUGUUUGCAGUCUUACAAAAUAGCCAAAAGGAAAGUGCUGCUGCUCUUGGGUAUAGAAUGCUGGUUUAUCUCAAAUACUGCUUUACAGGUUUUGCCUUUCCACCAGGUCGGGGAACUAUUCCUCCUCAACGCUUGCCAUCUCUUAGAAAAGAACUUGUAGAGUUUUUGUUAGAGGAUUCUAAUACUCUGAAAUCACAGACAGUUUCAGACUUUGUGCCCAGACGACCCUACCUGAAUCUAUAUCAUCUCUUAGAGUUAGACACUGAAGCUACAUUAGAUGUCCUCAGAUGCGCUUUUGUGGAAGAUGAAAUUUCAAAUGCCUGCUCAUCCUUGCUGAAUUCAGCCAAUAAAUCUAUUGUGGAAGCAAAAAAAGAAAAUAAUAAUGAUACUGAAACUCAAAGUGCCUUGGUUCAGAAUACAGUAGAUGUUCUCGUUCAAAUAAUUGAUAUGAAUGUUUUUCCAACAGAUACAACCUCAAAUAGUGGUGAUGGUGGGUUGAUAAAAGAGUGGCCUUCAAAGGACAUAGGUUAUCUGUUUGAGUUCAUUGCAUAUUAUGUUGCUCUCCAAAGAGCUAGAGUUUCAAAGGAUGUGCUGUGUCAAAUAUUGGAAUAUUUGACAUCGGAUAGUUACUUUUCAACUAAUGUUUCUGUUCAUAGUUCAACUCCAAAAAAUAGAGAGAAGCAAGUGCUUGCACUUCUGAAAGUACUGCCUGAGUCAGACUGGGAUGCGUCAUUUGUGCUAGACCUAUGUGAGAGAGCCAAAUAUCAUCAGGUUUGUGGAUUGAUUCAUACAAUCAGACAUGAGUAUGUGUCUGCAUUGGAUAGUUAUAGGAAAGAUGUAGAUGAGCCUGUUCAUGCCUUCUCCUUUAUCAACAAAGCAUUCUCACAGUUGACUGACAAUGACCAUGCUGCUAUUCGAUCAGCAGUCAUAUCUCGAAUUCCUGAGUUGGUUGAACUAAGCAGGGAAGGUGCAUUCCAUAUGGUUAUCACUCAUUUCAGUGAUGAAAGUUCCCAUAUAAUCACUGAACUUCACUCUCAUCCAAAAAGUCUUUUCCUUUAUUUAAAGACGCUCGUUGAGCUUCACUUAUUUGGCACCCUAGACUUAUCUAAUUUGAGAAAAGAUGAUAUUAUGAAUCCCCCUAAUGGAAAGCAGGUUAAGGAUCACCCACAUGGAGUCAGUGAUUACUUAGAGAAUAUAUCUAAUUUCCCUAAGUACAUGCGUGAAAAUCCUAUUCACGUACCUGAUGAUAUUAUUGAGCUUUAUGUAGAGUUAUUAUGCCAGUACGAAGGUGGUUCAGUUCUCAAGUUUCUGGAAAUGUGUGAUAACUAUCGCGUGGAACAUUGUUUACGCUUGUGCCAAAAAUAUGGCAUUAUAGAUGCUGCUGCAUUCUUAUUAGAAAGGGUUGGUGAUGUUGGUAGUGCUCUUUUACUUACACUUUCUAAUCUGAAUGAUAAGUUUGUUGAGCUUGAUGCUGCUGUGGAAGCUGUAGUUUCAAACCAUUGCUCAGGUGGUUCUUCCCAUAUGGAAGUAUUCAACACCGUUUUAAGAACAAAGGAGGUGAAUGACAUACACAAUUUAUUGCAUGCCUGUAUUGGUCUGUGUCAGCGGAACACCCGUCGUCUAAAUCCUGAGGAGUCAGAGGCACAUUGGUUUAAAUUACUUGACUCGUUUUGUGACCCAUUGAUGGAUUCAUACGUUGAAAAGAGAGCAUAUGAAAGAAAAAAAUAUCUUGGAAUGCUAUCUGGAUCAGCAGAUUCACAAUUGGACAAAGACACCAAUAAAAGCAGUUGGAAAAUGUCUAAGUCCCGAAAUGGUCAUAUUUUGAGAAAAUUGCUAUCCCAGUUCAUUAAAGAGAUUGUCGAAGGAAUGAUAGGUUUUGUUCACCUUCCAACUAUCAUGUCCAAACUCCUGUCUGAUAAUGGUAGUCAAGAAUUCGGAGACUUUAAACUUACUAUAUUGGGUAUGCUGGGAACAUAUGGCUUUGAAAGAAGAAUUCUGGAUGCUGCCAAAUCCUUGAUAGAGGAUGAUACGUUUUAUACCAUGAGUUUACUCAAGAAAGGGGCCUCUCAUGGAUAUGCUCCCAGGAGUCUAGUCUGCUGUAUUUGUAAUAGCCUCCUUACAAAGAACUAUGUUAGCUCUGGAAUUCGAAUUUUCAACUGUGGCCAUGCAAUUCAUCUCCAAUGUGAAGUUUUGGAAAAUGAGUCAUCAAGCAAAGGAUCUUCAUCUGGAUGCCCUGUAUGUAUGCCUAACCAGAAACGCCAGCAGUUUAGAAACAAAUCAGUCAUUGCAGAGAAUGGCUUGAUCAAUAAAUUCUCAUCAAGACGCCAAUACCCUCAUGGAAGUACUAUUCAUCCACAUGACAGUGAUUUGUCAGAGAAUGUAUACGGACAGCAACAGAUAUCCCGGUUUGAGAUCUUGAACAGCUUGCAGAAAAAUCAGAGAUUUCUGCAAAUAGAUAACUUGCCUCAGUUGAGGCUUGCCCCACCUGCUGUGUACCAUGAGAAGGUAAGUAAAGUGACAGAGUUUGUGGCUGGGGAAAGUAGCAAUAGUUCUGCAGUUACAGAAAAACAUAGUAGAAACAAGCAAAACCGGGAGCUGAGAGUUAAGGGUUCAUCAAUACGAUUUCCUUUAAAAUCAAGUAUAUUUGGCAAGGAGAAGAAAAAUAAGUUGUGACUAACUGUUAUAUAAGAACAAAGAGAACACUGAAGGCAGAGAGAUUAAGCACUAACAACUGUAAAGGCUAACAGCAGAUAUCUUCCCUCUUAGGUUUUCUGUAUAGCUACGAUAUUUGAUGUAUUUCUCAAUCCAUUAUUAUUCUUUUGUAUCUUAAUCUACGUUCAUGUUAAUAACUGUUGUAUCUAUAUUAGGUUUUAAUUUGUGUAAAAUAGAAAAGCCAUUUUAGUGAGUUUAGGAUAUUCAAAUAAUGUGAUGAGAUAUUA